This is a messenger RNA of Procambarus clarkii (red swamp crayfish), 1355 nucleotides long. Its product is annotated as very long chain fatty acid elongase AAEL008004. Gene Ontology annotation, cellular component: endoplasmic reticulum membrane. Gene Ontology annotation, biological process: fatty acid elongation, saturated fatty acid; sphingolipid biosynthetic process; fatty acid elongation, polyunsaturated fatty acid. Lineage: Eukaryota; Metazoa; Arthropoda; Malacostraca; Decapoda; Cambaridae. Gene Ontology annotation, molecular function: fatty acid elongase activity. The record is from RefSeq and is a predicted model, not a curated record.
GUUGGGCGGAGGUCACAGGUCAGUUCCUCCAGUCAUCUUCAAGAGAAAGGUUCUCCUUCUGUAAUCAAGUAAGUCGCUGCAAGGAUGGCAUCUUCUCACAGUACCGCGGACUCUGUCAAAGGCGCAAUCCUUCAACGUGAAGAUGAGCUCACAAAGCUGAAAAAGAUUGGGAUGGCGGCGGCGGUGGUGACGGCAUUAAGCUACGGCUACGGUGAGAUGACGAUAGCGAGAACAUUGUCUCCUGACCCGCGUCAGGAGUCGUGGCUCCUGAUGACCUCUCCUCUGCCUACGCUAUUUGCUACCUUUGUGUACAUCGCUGCUUCUACCUGGUGGGGACCCCUCUACAUGAAGCACAGGGCACCUUUCAGUGGGCUCAGGAACGUGAUGAUGGCCUACAAUGCCAUCCAGGUCGUCUAUUCUGCUUGGAUGUUCUAUGAGGGUGGCAUGGCCGGAUGGUUUGGCGACUGUUCGGUUUUCUGCCAAGCAUGUGACUUCUCGGACGAUCCUAAAGCCGUAAGGAUGAUGCACUGCUGUUACUGGUACUACUUCUCAAAGCACGUAGACUUCAUAGAUACUCUGUUCUUCGUGUUGCACAAGAAAAACAGCCACAUCUCCCUGUUGCACAUGACCCAUCACAGCCUCAUGCCCGUCAGCACCUGGUACGGUGUCCGCUAUUACCCAGGUGGCCACAACACCCUCUUCGGCUUCCUCAACUGCUUCGUUCACGUGGUGAUGUACUCCUACUACUUGCUGGCGGCCAUGGGGCCCCGAGUCCGUCCCUUCCUCUGGUGGAAGAAGUACCUCACCGGCCUCCAGAUUGUCCAGUUCAUAAUUGUGAUACUACAAGCUCUCUUGAUGCUCUUCAUAGAGUGCGAGGCGCCUCUCAUCGUAGCCCACUGGGUCGGCGUCGUCGCUAUAGGGUUCUUGGCACUAUUCGCAGACUUCUUCUACAGCAGCUACACGGCGAUGGGGACUGUAUCUAAGGAGGACUAAGUGGCAUAGACUGUCUGCGAUGGAGCCUUAAGUCUUUCUAUUACUUGUUAAUUAUCCCUGAUACUGUUCUCUGAAAUUAGCUAGUGUGAAAAGUUGUCUUGUAUCCUCGGUAGGUCUGGAUAAUUUGGUCCACUGGCUUCAGUUUUAUUGUUUUCUAGUUUUAAUUUAUUUUAGGUCUUAAAUUUUAUUACGGUGCACUUUAAAUUUUAGUUUGUUAAAUAUUUGCGAAAAUUUGUCCUUGGGCAAUUGUAAAGAACUGUAAUUUUUGUUUAUUAAACUUAAGAUAUCUAUAAUGUCAACCAAAAAUUUCCUGACUAAAUUAACUGGUCAUAUGUUGUUGAAAAAUAAAGAUUACAAAUAAA